Messenger RNA from Bursaphelenchus okinawaensis, 4305 nucleotides. NCBI's taxonomy places the organism in Eukaryota, Metazoa, Nematoda, Chromadorea, Rhabditida, Aphelenchoididae. The record is from the annotation of a GenBank genome assembly.
AUGGGUAAAACAAGACGAGAUCCGCUAAAGGAAUUUUUGUUGGACGUCGAAGAAGAAGGUAAAGCUCUUUAAAUUUACUGUAUUUUCUAGCCAGAGUCUCAGCUCAGAGCCCUAGCCCUAGCACAGAAUCCUAGCUCAGAGCCCAAAGCCCUAGUCCAGAGCCUUAGCCCAGAGCUCUAGCCUAGAGCCCUAGCCCAGAGCCCUAGCCUAGAGCCCUAGCCGAGAGCCCUAGCCCUAAGUUUAGCGAUAGCUUUAGCCUAAGCCUAAGCCUAAGCCUAAGCCUAAGCCUAAUCCUAAGCCUAAGCUUAAAGCCCUAGCCCAAAGCCUAGCUAUAGCCUAAGAUUAUGUCUAAGCCUAGCUCUAAGCUUGAGUUUAUGCCUCUAGUGGAUAAGGCAACUCUUGAGGUUACGCUUCAGCACAACUAAAGCUUAAAACUAAGUCUGUAGAGCGCUUAAUCCUAAUUUUAAGCUUACAGUAAAAGAAAAACUUAAGAUUAAGCCUAAGCUUAUAUCUGUUCUUACGCCUGUGUCUAAGCUUAAGCUCAAAUCCAAGCUUUAGCCCAAAGCUCUAACCCUAAAAAUCUAAUUUUCAGAUGUCACAUCAGUUAAACUCAAGCACAUCCAAGCCAAAAACCAGUACAAACCUCUAGUCAUCACGCUGUCACUUCUGAUACUAACCUCAUGUGUCCUCUACCUACUCAUCACCAAGAACACUCCAGGGGACUCAAUCACAAAAAUCAUUGUGAAAACGUCGCCAAAGAAGAGCGACUACUUUAUUCGACCGGUCGGUACACAGGAUUUGAGAUGUGAUUGGGUUAUGGAUGGUAAACAUGAUCAAUAUGUUAAACAGUUGGCUGGAAAGAGGUAUGGAGUGGUAUUAGACCGUUCACUUAAUUCUGCGCCCCUUUUUUAAAAAAAAUUUUUGAGUUAUGGGGCGCAGAAUUAAGUGAACGACCUAGUAUUUUAAGUAGCAUUUAGGGGUUUGGGUAGGUAUAGCUUGUUGUUUUAGGUAACAUUUAGCAUUUUAAGUAGGUAUAGCUCAGUAUUUUAGGUAACAUUAAGACUUUCAAGUCUCCUACCAGCCUUGUUUAUACCAAAACUUUACUGUAAUACCUACUUACCGCCCAAUAACAUCAAUACCUCUAAAGAAAGCCCCAUUCCAGAUACCGAAUCGAGGACCCCGACUCGCUAGACGACCUCCCAAUGGACUGCCAAUCCAUAAAAGCCAGACAUCAUUUCCCGGACCAGCCCUCCUCUCCAUUCGAAGCCGACUUCCCGUACGCUGUAGCCAGGAACGUGUACAAGGACUACUACUACCUGGAGCUGGUCCUGGCCGCCACCUACCAACCCCAAAACUGCUACUGUUACGCCAUCGACCGGUCGGCCGACCACUUGUUCCGGGCCCGGCUGAAGGCGUUGGCCAAAUGUUUGCCGAACGUGAUCGUGGCCACCGAGUACCGUGACAUGGACAGUGCUGGCCAUCGAAUGGACCUGGCUCACAUCGACUGUUUGAACGUGCUGAGGAACGGCACGAUGAAGUGGAAGUAUGUUCAGUUGCUGCAGGUAGGUUGAGGUUGGUUUAGGGAGGUACGGGGGGGGUGAUUUUUAGUACUAGGAAAGGUGCUAUUGGGGGUUAGGAGGGCUGGUUUUGAGGUAGGGUAGGAUAGGGUAAAGUAGAUACGGUAGGGUACUUUAAAGUAGGGUAGGAUAGGGUAAAGUAGGGCAGGAUACGGUAGGGUACUUUAGGGUACGGUAGGAUAGGGUAAGUUAGGGCAAAACAGAAUAAGGUACAGUAAGGUAUAGUAAGGUACAGUAGGAUACGGUAGGGUAGAGUAGGGUAGGGUAGGGUAGGGUAGGGUAAGGUAGGGUAGGGUAGGGUAGGGUAGGGUAAGGUAGGGUAGAGUAGGGUAGGGUAGGAUAGGGUAGGGUAGGGUACGAUAAGGUAAGGUAGGUUAGCGUAGGGUAGGGUAUUAAAAAUGUCAUUUCUAGAAUCAUGACUUCCCAGCCAAGACCAACUAUGAAGUGGACGGUAGGGUACUUUAGGGUACGGUAGGAUAGGGUAAGUUAGGGCAAAACAGAAUAAGGUACAGUAAGGUAUAGUAAGGUACAGUAGGAUACGGUAGGGUAGAGUAGGGUAGGGUAGGGUAGGGUAGGGUAGGGUAAGGUAGGGUAGGGUAGGGUAGGGUAGGGUAGGGUAGGGUAGGGUAGGGUAGGGUAGGGUAGGGUAGGGUAGGGUAGGGUAGGGUAGGGUAGGAUAAGGUAGGGUAGGGUAAGGUAGGGUAGGAUAUGGUACGGUAGGGUACGGUACGAUAAGGUAAGGUAGGUUAGCGUAGGGUAGGGUAGAGUAUUAAAAAUGUCGUUUCUAGAAUCAUGACUUCCCAGCCAAGACCAACUAUAAAAUGGUGGCAGUCAUGAAGUGGCUGAACGGUUCGAAUGAUAUCGAGAUGAACAGAGAGCCAGGAAGAGUAAACAAGAAGUUGAACUGGACCUUGAGUAACAUGGAAAUCUUCAAAAAUAGUAAGUUAUUUCGUUUGUAAAGAAAGUUCUUGCUAUUUUUUGUUUUGUAAAAAAAGUUAUUGCCGUUGUUUUGUAAAGAAAGUUUUAGCCAUUUUUUGUUUUGUAAAGAAAGUUCUUGCUAUUUUCCACUCAAAAAACAUACUUUUCCUACCUAUAUUCACCUUGUUCAGGCUCAAAACUAGACCAAAUCCUAAAAACCUGGACCGCUCCCACCCCUCCGUCCAUUACCUUCGCCAAAGGCUACAAUGAGGUGACGAUAAGUCGAGAAGCCAUUGACUACAUCUUCACCGAACUCAACCUAACCAAGCUCUUCUCUCAGAUCGAUAAUGACAAAACCUAUGGCAUUGAUGAGAUCGGCUUCACCACGAUAUUAUCUAUGGAGCUGCUGGGUAUACCAGGCCACUUCAGUCAACAUUGUAUCAAUCAGGGAAAAUCGACCAGUUUCAUCACAAGAUACUCGAAUUGGUUGAAUCAGGAAAAGUGCAAAAGCCACCAUUUCAGACAUGCCAUCUGUAUUCAUGGCGUGGAAGAUCUAUUGCCCAUCGUGGAUAAUAUCAAGGAGUUGUAUGUGAAUAAGGUGAUGCCAGACUUUGACUUUAAUGCUGUGACAUGCUGGCUUGAAGUACUGUACAAUAGAACGUACUUGGAGGAAAGGACGGUGAAGAGGCUGGAUCAGAAGCAUUAUCAAGGGUUGGCUCAUGUAAGUUGGUUUACAUGAUAAAAGAUGAAAUGAAUAUGGUAGGGUUAGGUCGAGGAUAGGCUUGGGUAGGUAGAAGGAUGGGUAGGUAGGGCGAGGAUAGGCUUGGAUAAGGAUAGGUAGAAGCUAGGUAUACGGUUGGAUAAACUUUGGGGUUAGAUAGGUAUAGGGCUAGGUAAAGGCUAGGCUUGUACUGGGAUAAAACUAGUAGAGGUUAGGCUCAGAUAGGUAUAGGACAGGACAGUAGCUUGGUUUGGAUCGGUAUAGAGCUUGAUAAAAAGCGAGGGUAAAUAAGGGCAUAAUUAUGUAGGUAUAGGGCUGGGUUGAGGCUUGGCCUGUGUAGGUGUAGGCUUCAGUAGAUGCUAGACCUGGGUUGGUAUAGGGCUAAGAAGACAGGGUUAGGCCCAGGCUAGGUGGAUAGGUAUUGGUCUAAGUAUAAAGUGGGUUUAUUAGCUAUAAGGCUUGGUAAAGUCUAUGCUUGGAUAGGUAUAGGGCUUGAUAAAGGGCUAUGAUUAGGUUAUCUUUGUGUGUGUGUGGGUAGAAGCUAGACCUAGAAAGGUAUAGAGCAUGGUAUGGACUAGGAUUGGAUAAGUAUAGGGCUGGAUAGAGGUUAGGCUUGGAUAGGUAUACGGCUGGAUAGAAGUUUGAAUUGGGUAGGUAUAGGACUGGGUAAAGAUCAGGCUUAGACACGUAUAGGGCUGGGUAAGGGCUUGGCUUUGGUAGGUAUAGGGUGGGAUGAAAGCUAUGUUUAAGGUUUAAUAAAGGGCUAAGAUAAGAGUUUGUUUGGCUAGGUAUAGGACUAGGAUAAGGCUAGCAUUUGGGUAGUAUAUGGCUUGGUAUAGGCUAUGCUUGGACAGUAAUAAGGCCCUGUGGAAGCUACUCUUGGGUAGAAAGAAUGCUGUAAAGCAAGGUAUGGUAGGUCAUCCAUCGAUGUUAAGAUAAGUUAAUUAGGGUAUAAUAAAAUAAUGAACAAGGUAUGUGACAGACAUUUCAAUGUUAAAAACGCCAUUUCAGGUCCGAUACCAAGCCUUGAAAGACGAAAAUGGUCAAGUUCCAGCCGAGAAACUAGCCAAUUUCUCCUGUACUGCAUGA